Messenger RNA from Mollisia scopiformis, 655 nucleotides. RefSeq lists its product as uncharacterized. The transcript has 2 exons. Lineage: Eukaryota; Fungi; Ascomycota; Leotiomycetes; Helotiales; Mollisiaceae. The record is from RefSeq and is a predicted model, not a curated record. The coding region runs from base 230 to 565 and encodes 111 amino acids.
GCGUCGACGACGGAGACUGAAGAUACUUUUCGCAAAUCUAGAGUGUUGCAAGGGCAUCCAAUACUGCAUUAGACCACGUACACACUGCUUGCCACGCCUAUCGCCGAGCAAAUUGUCAGCCAGGGCUUGGCAAUCGGGGUAAAUUUCACACUCGGGAGAACCAAUCUUGGUCAAUUUUUGUCGAAUCAACUUUGCUCUUUCUUGAGUGCGAUCAAGCACCAUUACAAACAUGACGACGGAAAUCACUCGUGUGACUAUGAUCAAGAUCCCAGAGCAAUAUCUAGACAUCGCGUUGAAAGGCUUUGAGACAUUUACCAAGAAUCAGAAGAAGGAUGGAGAACCAUAUAUCCUUUCCAUGGCCGCAGGUCUAGCACAAGGCCAUGUCAAAGAACAAGGCUAUACUUUUGUAACGAAGUCAGUAUUCAAGAGUAAGGAUGACAUGGAGUAUUAUGAGAAGAAGUGUGAGGGGCAUUUGGAGUACAAGAAGUUUUUGAAGGAGAAUGCGUCUGUGGAGGGGUUGAUGACUUGUUAUUUCACAUCAGGUGUGAGUUGGGAGAUAAGCUAAAACGACACAUCAAGAACAGCUCUUGGUUCCAUGUUAUGGAUUUUGUAAAGUUCCAUAGUGAGGAGGGCAUGCCGACCUGGGUACAUCGAG